CAAUUAGUCAAAUGACCACCAGGACUAUUUACAUUGACACUCCCCUACCUCCCUUGUUUACACUCAAAACAUUUGAGGUGCCAGUACUCAGGUCCGGUGAGCUCCUGCCAAAGUUAAGCACUGGGUUUAUCCAGUAAGUUACUGGGAGCGUGUGAAUCUUUUUUUAUAACCUACUACAGUUUACCCGUCAGCACCUCUACUGUUUUGGGUGUGCCCCAGCUGAUAUUUUUCACUAGAUGUUUUUUUGCCUUUAUUGAAAUUAUAUGCAGUGGACGUUUCAAAGGUAGAUCUGAUACGCACACAAACAGUCAAAGAUGAUGACUCUGUGAAUCAGUCAUAGGCCAAGUGAUAGGCCUAAUUCGCCCUUACCAAUAAACGUUUUCCAAAUUAGCUUCAAACUAUCAUCCGCACAGUUGAAGUUGCUUGAUUGAAGUCCCCCGGUUGCAGCUGUGGGAGAACCAGCUAAUUGUCGCUCACGCGUUUCACAAUGGAUGAGCUCACCUGAAGCCACGUAGUAAUUAAGUCACCUGAUGGCUACGUAGUAAUUAAGUCACCUGAUGUAUCUAUCUGUUGGUUAAUAAUUACCCCGGUCUUUGGUAUAUAGAGGUAGAAGGGUCUCCUACAUUCCAUCCGCUCUUUAGUUCACGAUGGCAUUCACUGGGAAAUAUCAGCUUGAAUCUCAGGAGAAUUUUGAGCCUUUCAUGAAGGCAAUUGGUUUGCCAGAUGAUCUCAUCCAGAAGGGCAAGGACAUCAAGAGCGUGUCGGAGAUUGAGCAGAAUGGAGACCACUUCAAAGUGACCGUGACCACAGGCACCAAGGUCAUGGUGAACUCGUUCACGGUCGGCCAGGAGGCUGAGCUGGAGACAUUGACUGGAGAGAAGAUAAAGUCUACGGUGAAUCUGGUUGGGAACAAGCUAAUGGUCUCAUUGAAGGGCAUUGAGUCUGUCACUGAAUUCAAUGGGGACACCAUUAUCGCUACGAUGACGCUGGGCCCCAUCGUCUACAAGAGGAUAAGCAAGCGCAUCUAGGGAUCUCUCAACCCUCUUUGAAUAAAUGAAGGAAGUG
Messenger RNA from Salvelinus namaycush (lake trout), 1065 nucleotides. RefSeq names its product fatty acid-binding protein, liver-type-like. Bases 648 to 1028 code for a protein of 126 amino acids. Gene Ontology annotation, biological process: fatty acid transport. The record is from RefSeq and is a predicted model, not a curated record. Gene Ontology annotation, molecular function: fatty acid binding. NCBI's taxonomy places the organism in Eukaryota, Metazoa, Chordata, Actinopteri, Salmoniformes, Salmonidae. Gene Ontology annotation, cellular component: cytosol; nucleus. The transcript is spliced from 4 exons.